This is a messenger RNA of Pistacia vera, 2548 nucleotides long. Its product is annotated as pentatricopeptide repeat-containing protein At1g20230-like. Lineage: Eukaryota; Viridiplantae; Streptophyta; Magnoliopsida; Sapindales; Anacardiaceae. The record is from RefSeq and is a predicted model, not a curated record. The coding region runs from base 21 to 2123 and encodes 700 amino acids. Gene Ontology annotation, biological process: RNA modification. Gene Ontology annotation, molecular function: RNA binding; protein binding; zinc ion binding. The transcript is spliced from 3 exons.
AAACCGCCUACCAAACACAAAUGCUUCAAUUCUCCAUAAACAAAGUGAAGUAUCGUUUUUACAUGUUUUCAAAAUCACCCCCAAAUCGCUCACCAGGCCUCAGCUUCAAACUCAUCAACUCUUACUUGGUCACCGGAGACUUACGACGCGCACGCCAAUUGUUCGAUAAAAUUCCUCAACCAGACCUUCGAUCGUGGACCCUUUUAAUUUCAGCUCAUACGCAACAUGGGUUCUCAAAAGAAGCCAUAAAAAUUUACAGCACAUUGAAGUUGAGGAACAUCAGGCCUGAUAAAUUGCUAAUUUUGUCGGUCGCUAAGGCCUGUGCCUUGGCUAGUGAUCUUGUUAAAGCUAGAGAAGUUCAUGAGGAUGCGGCCCGUUUUGGGUUUCAUUCGGAUACUUUGUUGGGUAACGCGUUGGUUGAUAUGUAUGCGAAAUGUAAGAAUGUUGAUGGGGCGAGAAGGGUUUUUGAUGAUAUAUGUAUUAAGGACGUGGUUUCAUGGACUUCGUUCUGUCGUUCUUAUGUGAAUUGUGGGCUACCAAGGCAAGGGUUGGAGGCUUUUCGUGAGAUGGGAUUAAAUGGGGUUAGGCCUAAUUCGGUGACAGUUUCUUCGGUUCUACCUGCUUGCUCUGAAUUGAAGGAUGUGAAUUUGGGAAGACAAAUGCAUGGGUUUGUAAUGAGGAAUGGACUGGAAAGCAAUGUUUUUGUGAGUAGUGCACUUGUGAAUAUGUAUGCCAGUUGCUUAAGAAUUAGGGAAGCUGAAUUGGUGUUUAGUAACAUGUCUCAUCUAGAUGUUGUGUCUUGGAAUGGGAUAUUAACGGCAUGCUUCUUAAAUAAAGAGCUUGAGAAGGGUCUUGCUUUGUUUUAUAAAAUGAGAAAUGAAGGUGUGAAACUGAAUACUUCCUCAUGGAACGCGGUGAUUGGUGGGUGCACACAAGGUGGAAGAAAUGAAUUAGCUCUUGAGUUACUUGGACACAUGCAAGAUUCAGGGUUCAAACCCAAUCAAAUCACAGUUAUAAGUGUCCUACCUGCUUGUACAAAUUUGGAAAGCUUAAAGGGAGGCAAAGAGAUUCACGGUUAUGUCUGUAGGAACUGGUUAAUCGAGGACUUGACAGUCACAACAGCCCUGAUUUUCAUGUAUGCUAAGUGUGGUAAUUUGGAAUUGUCGCAGAAAGUUUUUGGUUUGAUGCCAAUUAAAGAUACUGUGGCUUGGAACACAAUGAUCAUUGCAAACUCAAUGCAUGGGAUUGGAGAAGAAUCAUUGUUACUCUUCCGUGAAAUGUUGGAUGCUGGGGUCAGACCAAAUUCUGUUACUUUUACUGGUGUUCUGUCUGGCUGUAGCCAUUCAUGUCUUGUUGAUGAAGCGUUUUUUAUUUUUAAUUCAAUGAGUAGGGAUCACUCAGUUGAACCUGAUGCAGAGCACUUCUCUUGCAUGGUUAAUGUCCUUAGUCGUGCUGGUCAUUUAGAAGAGGCAUAUGAAUUCAUACUGAGGAUGCCCAAAGAACCAACUGCUAGUGCUUGGGGAGCAUUGCUUGGUGCUUGUAGAGUAUAUAAAAAUGUUGAACUGGGAAGGAAGGCAGCUUCGCGGUUGUUUGAGAUUGAACCAGGCAACCCGGGAAAUUAUGUGUUGUUAUUUAACAUUUUUGUUACUGCCAAACUCUGGGGUGAAGCUUCAGAAACUAGAAAAAUGAUGAGAGAUAGGAAAAUCACAAAGACACCAGGCUGUAGUUGGGUCCAAGUGAGAAAUAAAGUUUACACUUUUGUAGUUGGUGAUAGGAAUAAUACACAGAAUCAUGAAAUUUACAAAUUUUUGGAUGAGAUGAGUGAGAAAAUGAGGUUAGCUUGUUAUAUGCCCAACACAGAAUUUGUUUUGCAAGAUGUGAAUGAGGAGGAGAAGGAGGAGAUUCUUUGCAACCACAGUGAGAAGCUAGCGGUUGCUUUCGCAAUACUCAAUCUAAAUGGAGAAUCAUCGAUUCGAGUGUUUAAGAAUUUGAGGAUAUGUGGGGACUGUCAUAAUACCAUCAAGUUUAUUGCCAAGGUUGUUGGUUUGCAGAUCAUUGUAAGAGAUACCUUGAGAUUUCACCAUUUCAAAGAUGGGUAUUGUUCUUGUCGUGAUUUUUGGUGAUAAUUUGCUGUAUAUCAAAAGUCCUUCUCAGAGCAGUUUGAUGAAAUGAUCGCGGUUUGAGCAUCACAUGAUGAUGUGCUAUCAUGUUUUAAGACAUCAUAUUCUCCAGUGCUUCCAUAAUCUACCCAAUAUUAUGCCAUUUUUUCCCCCGAUUCAGGCAUUUGAGCUACCAGGUCAAUUAUGGAGGCACACGAAGAUCAAUCAAAUUUCAGCAUGGAGAUCAAUCAAAUUUCAGAGGGAUAUUGUGGGCAUCUUUUAAGGUAUAUGAUUGAUUCAGAUCUUGAUCAGUGUUGGGUUGAUUCGGUUGAGGUUCAUUACUUCCAUCUGAGGAUGAAGAUGAUUCGCUUGCAGGUUCUUUUUCCACAUGCUCCUAGGAAAUCAAAUUUGAACUACAUUAAUAUGCAUUUUGUUUAAGUCUUAUCUUU